Leptopilina heterotoma is the source of this 2294-nucleotide messenger RNA. RefSeq lists its product as uncharacterized. The transcript is spliced from 2 exons. Gene Ontology annotation, molecular function: GTP binding. Bases 136 to 1839 code for a protein of 567 amino acids. Lineage: Eukaryota; Metazoa; Arthropoda; Insecta; Hymenoptera; Figitidae. The record is from RefSeq and is a predicted model, not a curated record.
AGUCGACGCGGUUCAUUGCGAAAAACAGGCAACUUUAUGGCGACUCUAUGUGAAACGUGUUGCAGUGCAUUAUUAAUUGAAUAAAAAUAUAUUUACAUUUAACGCCAAUUGUGAGCAGAGAAAGGCUUCGUCGACAUGGACGUCGAAACAUCAGUCGUGAAUAACUCGCCGGAGGAAAAUCCACUCGAUGAUGUGCAGAAAUUAGUAAAAGCUCUCUAUGAUUCUUCGAAUUAUAUGACAACGAACGCUAAAUAUGAAGAUGCUGCUGUUUUCGUAGGAAGUACUCGAUCUGGCAAAAGCACCCUAAUAAAUGCCCUCAUUGGUAACCGUUUGAAAGUUGAAAGAAAUGAAAGAGGCAGAGCCAUUGAGAUAUCUUUAGCUGAUGGUCAAUCUUCAGGACCUCAAAUGGGAAUCGCUUCUACAGUUUCCUCAAGUUGGAUGUCAAAUACUUUUCCUUCCAUGAGUAUCUGGGAUACUCCUGGCUUCGAUGAUGCAAGAGGUGCUUCGCGGGAUGUAGUUAAUGCUUCCUACAUUUUCUUUUUAAUUCGAAGAGUUAAGUCAUUAAAGGUUAUCGUAGUUGUAGACAUUAAUGACAUUCUAAAUGAUAAUGUCAAACCAUUUUUGUCUCUUUUAAAUGCACUUGAACAUCUUUUGGGGGAUCAAAUGAAAUCCAUGUUUUCAAGUAUCUCCGUUGUUUUUUCAAAGGUACCCGAUUUUAUAAAUGAUAUUCCAGUAAAUAUCGAAUUUAUUACCGAGACAUUAAAAGAACAGUUUUUGACGACCGAGGACUUGCUUUUAACUCCUUUGACGAAAGACUUUUUACUGUAUUUAACAGAAAAUGUGGAUCGCGUCGCUCUUUUUAAAAGAGUGGAACCAGGCGAAAAUAUCUUUGUAGCAACUGAUAAUAUUCGUCAAGUUAUUAAUAAUUCCACAAGCUUAACUAAUGACGCUCUAAAGAAAUUGAAAAUUUGUAUUCCCGAUUCUUCCAAGAUUUUUCUAUUCAAUGCGCGUUCAGUUUUAACUUCAAAAGCAGAAUUUAUUGCAUUAGGAAACAUUUUGUGUACCGAAUGUCAGUCAAAAAAUGAAGGUUUAAAAGAUUUAAUAAAUAAGAUGUCGAACGAAUGUGAAAUACAAACUUAUCUUAAUGAUUUAAAGUUAAUCGGAAAACAAAUUUCUAUCAUAAUUCAAGAAAAGAAUUUAACACUGAAAAUUGAAUUUCUAAAAUCUAUUGAUGUUUCAAUUCGAAACAAAAUUGAGGAACAUAGAUUGCUGGAGAGAGCUCCUUUAAUUGAGUUCAGUGACAAAAUCUUAGAAAUGAAUGAAUACGAUGAACUUUCUUUAAAUUUGCAUUCAAUUCUAUGUAACGUAUCUUCGAAAGUAAAAAAAAAUAUUUUAUUUUAUGAUUUUAUAUUAUGGACGACAAUAGAUAAAGAAUAUGGUGACUUGAUAAAUAAAGAACAUGAAGAGUAUAAAAAUAGAUUUUACGAUUGUGAAAAAGAAUUACAAAAAGUAAUAAGCAAAAAUAAUGAAAGAAAAGUUUUCUUUGAGAAUUUAGAAAGAAACAAAAUAGUUUUGUUUUCUGAAUCAGAUCUCGAUAAUUUACUAAAGGAACAAAAUGAAAAUUGGAAAAAUGAAAUCGAUGAAGAUGGAAGAUGGGUUCAUCUAAUAAAUGAGGAUUUGCAAAAUGUAGUAGUAAAACCUGAUUUACGUGAUGAAUUUAUGCCCGAAACUCAUUUGUUGAUAAUGAUUUUUUUAUAUACAUAUUGGGCUAUAAAACUAAUACUAGCUUUUUCUGAAAACACGAAAAAAAAAUUCAGUGAUAAAACGUUAGAAAUAUGAAUGAAUCGGAUGAACUUUCUUUAAAUCUGCAUUUAAUUCUAUGUAAUGUAUCUUCGAAAGUAAAAGAAAAUGUUACUUUAUGAUUUUAUAUUAGGGACGAUAAUAGACAUAGAAUAUGAUGACUUGAUGAAUGAAGACCAUGAAUAGUAUAAAAAUAGAUUCUAUGAUUGUGAAAAAGAAUUAAAAAAAGUAAUAAGCAAAAAUAGUAGAUGAAAAGUUUUCUUUAAGAAUUUAAAAAAAAAAAUUUUCCACAUAUUUCCGACCGCAUCUGACAUUUAACAGAAAAUGUGAAUCUCAUCGCUUUUUUUAAGAGAAUAGAAUCAUGUGUUUAUUUUCCUGUAUUAACAGCAUGUGAUUGUUACAGAAUUCAAUGUUAAUUUUUUCGACCACUUUUGUCUUAAAAUAUUAAAUAAAUUAAGCUAGUUUUUUGUGAAUAACUCUAAAAUAUCAUAAAG